CUUGCGCGCAUCACUCACUUGCUGCAGGAAAAAGAUGGCAGACGUUACAGAGGUGGACGCAGAGACUCUUAGCAAAAAGUAAGCCAAUCUCGAUUCUCUCUUCUAUUGGAAAAAAUUUAUGAAGACGUGUGCAACAUGUUGAUGGUGUGUGUUUCACUUCCGUGUUAUUAUUCGAUAAAAAGUAGUAGGAUAGUGUUGCGUCAGAUCGGAUAAAGCUCGAUGGAAAAACUAGUGUUCCAUAGCGAAUGUGCAUACACAUUUUCCAAUGGUCAUUUCGGUUCAAGCGGCAUAUCGCACAUACAUGCUCUUCAUCCUAGUCUGUGAAUGGAGAUAACUACAAAACUUAUAUUUCAUCGUAGAAAUUACCCAAGCUAAGUUGCUGAUCUGAAGUUCCUUAUUUUCAUGUAAGUUUAUUGACAAAACCACGUUUCAGCUAAAUAAAUGUUGCCAACUUCACCAACCUUUCAGGUCAUACUCAUGCUAUUUAUGUGGGGAAAUAUUGAAGUAAUCAGCUUUAUGCAUCCAGGCUAAAUAUCCUAUCUCACUUCCAUAAUGUGAUGGCUUGGUAACUAGUGGAUUUAGCUAGCUACUACUAGGCUAUGUUGCCUAAUGACUGAUCAGCUCAGAAUGAAAGUGAAAAUGUUCUCCGUACCCAAUUGUCAUACUUUAGUAAAAGUAAAAGUAAAAAUACCUUAAUAGAAAAGGACUCGAGUAAAAGUGAGUCAUCCCAGUAACAUCCUACUUGAGUGAAAGUCUUUGGUUUUAAUUAUACUAAAGUAUCAAAACUAAAUGUAAUUGCUAAAAUAUACUUGGGUAUCAAAAGUUAAAGUAUAAAUAAUUUCAAAUGCCUUAUAUUAAGCAAACCAGAUGGCACCAUUUACAUUUUUUUACAGAUAGCCAGGGGUAUGCUCCAACACUCAGACAUAAUUUACAAAUGAAGCAUUUGUUUAGUGAGUCCGCCAGAUCAGAGGCAGUAGGUAUGACCAGGGAUGUUCUCUUCAUAAGUGUGUGAAUUAGACCAUUUUCCUGUCCUGCUAAGCAUUCAACAUGUAACGAGUACUUUUGGGUGUCAGGGAAAAUGUAUGGAGUAAAAAGUACAUAAUUUUCUUUAGCAAUGUAGUGAAGUAAAAGUUGUCAAAAAUAUAAAUAGUAAAGUACAGAUACCCGAAAAAACUACUUAAGUAGUACUUACAAGUAUUUUUACUUAAGAACUUUACACCACUGAGUAAAAGUCUAAAAGUAUUUGGUUUAUAUAUACGUAAUUAUCAAAAGGAAAAGAAAAUGCUUGUUUUUUUGGAACACUCAAACAUGGACAUCCGUUUUCAAGAUUUCUGGUAUAUCAUCAAAAUAAAUCAAUCACAGCACAUUUUUAGACUCAUUCAAUAGUUUUUACCUUAUUUAACUAGAAUACUAUUGGAAAUGAAUGUUAUGUUUUAGGAAUAACAAUGGAACUUAAGUUGAAAAUAGUAAUCAUAGUGCCACAAUAGUAAUCAGAUAUAUAUAUAUAUAUAUAUAUAUAUAUAUAUAUAUAUAUGGUGUAUCAUACACUGCAGUUGAGUAACAAUGGGAAAGUAAUUCUGCUUUGAAAGUUAAUAAACUUAUAGCACCACUUUUGAGAAAUGGGCAUUGAAUGUUUUGAUACACCUACUGGAGAGCUCUUCUUUGUCUACACCAUUCAGCAUAGUUCACACCCUAUUAAACCUUCGCCCCACCCAUCUCUUUAAGGAUUCAAAUGUAAGGCCAUGUGCUAAACAAAGUAACAAUAGUGUAGGAAACAACCAAAGAUUUCAAGACUAAAAGUGGUGAAAGUAGUAGUAAAAAUACACUUUAUCUAGGAUUAUAUCCUAAUCUGACGUUCUUUACAUUACCGUCUCUGGUAAACACACACUAUAUCAAAUAAUCUUAAAUUACAGAAGGUGUAAACGGUACAGUGAAAUGGAUAUUUGCAUAGUAGCAAUGUCAAAAAUGUAAAGUGUCCACAUAGAAAUAUUGUAUGAAUCUUUUAUAAUUAUUAGAUUAUGCUUACCCAGACACACUUGUCUAAAUUAAUGGGUAAUGUGAAAUAAAUGCUAAAGCCACAUCUAUCUAAGUGGAUGGGUCACUAUUGUCAAGACAUGUACACAUGUUCAUGAAAUACAAUAGAUUGCCAUAAUAACCCCCAGACACACCUGGCUAACUUGAUGGGUUGUGUAAUCAUCUGGCGACGUGGAGUCUUUUUUGUUUAGAUAUGAACCAUAAUCCCAACCCAUACAGUACAAACGGAAUGACAUACUGAGCAGCUCAUGUUAUAGACAGAAGCAUGCUACAUGGCAGACCAAUCCGAACUCAUCUCUCGGCAUGUCCAGCCCAUCUAUUAUUUCAGCCAAUCAUGGCCAGUGAGAAGGUUCCUGUCUUUUUCCGUGGCUAAACCAACUAGGCUUGUAAUUUACAUUUUAAAAUUUAAAUUACAGAUGGCAUACAAGAUGGCAUACAGACGGCAUACAAGUUUGUUAUUAAGGCACAUAAAAGUUCACAUGUUCCAGAAGGCUAUCUUGUGAAGUAGUGACGUGCAACAUUCGCCUAGCUUCCUGAAACGUGUCAUAUUUUGAUUUGGGGGUCACUAAACAGAAAGGGAAAUGCAACACUUAUUUGUCAAUCACUCAUAUUGUUAUCACGUUGUAAUCAAUAGAACAGGGGGGGGGGGUCAGGUUGAAAAUCCUGUUCAAACUAACCCUACUGAAAGACCACAUGGAAUCUGGGAAUAAUGUGCAUAUCACUGGUUAGAGGACAACUUGUAGAAAUCAGGCAGCGUGGGUCGCCAACGCGGAAAGGUAAACACAACACUAUUUUGUUAAUCACUCAUAUUGAUAUCACAUUAACGUCAAUAGAACAGGGGCAAACAUUUGGGUUGUAUGCGCUGUUUAAAGUGGAACUGACAGCGCUUUAACUACUUUGCAAAUAUGGAUAAAAAAAACUAAUAAUCCUGGGAAGACGAUACAAUUAAACUAGCAAGGCAAUGGUCACAUGUCAGUCAUAACGUAAUUUUUUGCUGUUGCAGGCUUGUCUUGUGUGACUUAGUCAUAAGUCUGGGCGUACAUAUAAGAUCCGUUUGGGUGCGACCGCAGCAUGUAAGACAUCCCGUGGUUUUACUAUCUGCAGGAAGUCAGCUGUAUGGAAACUUGCAGAAACUAGCACAUUAUAUUGUGAACUGUGACAAAACGCAGUUAUGCGGUUAAGCCCUUCCUAUCUUAAUCUGCACAGACAAACCAAUCGCCUUUUACACUAUGUUCCGCUCCUGUUACCACACAUCUGCUAAACUGCCACGUAGACAAGAGGUUGCACUUUUUCUAUAAAAACGGAGACCCAACUAUGUUUGUUGGGCAUUUCACUCUGCACUAUUUUAGAGAUUGUUGAUUGCUAAGUUUUUUGCUAAUCUUAUAAUAAAGUUGUUGUUUGACGAAUCUACAGGCUCUCUCCUGGUUAGAAAUGUUAGCUAGCUAGCUAAGGAGGAUGUCAUUGGGUGAGUGGCCGACUUUUUCCCCUCAUAUCGUUUUUUUCGGUGGCUACAGCUAGAGAUGCAGGUGUCAUUUGGUUAGCUAUCAAUAAAUGUGAGUCACUUUGCUAGCUAUCUAGUUAGCUAUUCUGAACUUGAAUGAUUAUUAUCCAGUUAGCAUAUCUCUUGCGUUCGUAAAUUCAAUGUGGCUAUCUACUCCGAUUUCAGAGCACUCUCGUCUGAGUGUGCCAGAGCGCAGAAUAACUGAUGAAUUUACGAACACUCAACACCCGCUGAAUAUGCCUGGUGUCAGUAAACGUGGGCAAAAAAAGUAAUUAAAUUGUUGCCACUAGCACAGUUAGUCACUAACGCUCUAGAUAACAUGUAAACAGUCUAACCAGCUCUGCUAGGGCGAGUAAAAUGGUCAGCGUGAGGUGGCCAGUUAGCUUGGUGUUUGACUGCCAUUGUGAGGAACGAUCAGAUCAACCCUACUCCUCAGCCAUAGCGUCCAGUGUGUGUGGCUCUGAAUGCUCGAAGAGCGAAACGCUCUGCAUUUACGAACGGAUCAUCUGAAAAAGCGCUGAAUUUACGAAUGACCCAGAGCGCGCUGACCCACUGAAGGUAAUUUAUGAACGCACCCUUAGUUAUCAAUCAAAUGUAUUUGGCAUCGAUCAAAUGGGCGGGCAGGCAAGUUCCCAUUCAGUUGUCAAAAUGUGGGUUGGGGACAAGCAUGCAUUGGCAGGCAAGCUGGAGAAGGACGAGCAGGCUACUAUUCCCCAUUGUUUAUCAGUGUAAUUUUGACGGCUAACUUGCUGAAAAAGUUUGAGAGGGUUUAUCUAUUGUUCCCUCGUUAGAGUUUAGCUCAUCUUGCUCUGGCUAGCAUUAGUUGUUGAUCUUGUUGUUGUUAAUGUGCAUAACUGAGGGAGAGGGAGCCUACCCUUUCAUCGUUGUUUGAUCAAUAGGAAUGUAAAGUUUCCAAAUGUAAGAGGACUCCCGUGGUAUUUACAUAUUUAUAGAAAUCCAUUCAGGUGUAUUUUGUGGCUUUUGGCGAAUGCGUUCAAAUUAUCUAAAAUCGCGCUGUUGCCACUGCUUGUCAACACAGUCCAGUUCAACGUGAAUGAUGGGAGGCCUGUGUGGCAUAAAGGCCUACUGUAGCUCUGAUAUGGCUAUUGUGCAUCGGUCUGCGUAGACUCCGGUCCUGGAUGAAACAGAUGUUUUUAUUAGGUUUUAUUUACUGCAGUAUCUAUUAAUUGUCCAAACGCUUUGCCACUUUCCCACUCUAUAUUGCGAUAGUUUUCAAACGGCAUUCCCAAACAUUCUAUUAAUUUAUUAAGACGUGAAAAUGACCAUAUCUAAGUGCUCACAUUGUCAGAAAAUGUAAAAAAUUAAUGAAAAUAAAAGUUGUGUUGCUAAAACGCUGUCAGUUCCACUUUAAACAAACAAUAUUCAAAUGCCACACGAAAUCUGAGCGUUUUUAUAUCACCUGGUUAGAAGAUAAUUUACUUAAGACGUCGGAUGGAGAUUCUGGGAAGGCUGCCGAAACGGGAAAGAAGCAAAUCAGUUGCUUUGUUAUUUAACUUAACCUGAAUCACGACCCAAAAUAGGAUAUCAACGCUGACAAGGGUUGCCUGUUGAUUUUGAAUGAUAGUUUGACUCUCAAAUCCAUGUAUUGGUGUGAGGCCAGGGACUUUUAUAGAGAGACCUCCCGAUAUAUCUCAGGGCCAUUUGAAGAUGACUGCAGAGUUUUCGAACUGCAAAUUCCUGCAACUUUUACUCCUAUGUAGUGGAGUAAAAGUUGCAGAGUUUUCGAACUGCAAAGUCCUGCAACUUUUACUCCUAUGUAGUGGAGUAAAAGUUUACCAAAUAUAUAAAUACCCCCCCCAAAAAGUAUUUCUACUUACUUUACACUACUGUUACUAAACCCAUUUACACUGAACGAAAUAUAAACGCAGCAUGUAAAGUGUUGGUCCCAUGUUUCAUAAAAAAUCCCAGAAAUGUUCCAUAUGCAGAAAAAGCUUAUUUCUAUGCCCAGUUGUAUGAAAUCCAUAGAAUAGGGCCUAAUUUACUACUUGAAAUUGAUUUAUUUUUCUUAUAUGAACUGUAACUCAGUAAAAUCUUUUAAAGUUUUUGGAUGUUGCGUUUUAUAUUUUUGUUGAGUAUAAAAACAUCUAACCCUGCAUAGUCAUUUACGCAGAGACAUGUUAAGCAGCAGAAGCAUCAUUCUUUUUUUAGUACAUGGCCUUUUCAUUUAUAUUUUAUUAGAAAAACAUUCAGUGCCUUAGAAAUAAUAUGACGUGGGCCAAAGACGGCUGUGCUCGGUCUCUCUCCAGGUCUGGUCAUUGACUGGUGUAGCUCAGUAGGUCAGCCUGCCUCACCAUGCUCUGGUGGUCAGGACUGCCAGGCACCAGGUGUGCCAAGCCUUUGGGGUCAGGGCUCAGGGGGUAAAGUUUGCUCUCCCCAGCACAGCAUCAGUCCCAGCUCUAAUUCAGGGGAAUCGCUGGCGAGGUGACAAAAGGUUGGUGGCUUUUCCAUUCAAUGAGAAAAACAACCAACCUUUUGUCAUAAAUGAUUCCCUUUUAGGCGUUACUUGCAUGGCUUUAUAAAGUAGUCUCCUGAGUAGUCCCCUUAACCCUGAUGCUGAGUCCACUAGAUACCCUGAUGUUACCCUCUGUGUUGUUGUCAGUGAGCUGAAGAGGCGAAUGAAAGCUGAGAAGAAGGCAUCUGAGAAGGAAGCCAAAGUCAAAGAGCAGGUUGAGCAGACGGAGACCAAUGACCAGGCGGAUCAGAAUGCAUACGGGGCAGAUGAGGAGACCCUGGACCCUAACGUGAGCUAUAUGCAUGUUUAUGAUCGUCCUUCAUUCCCUCUUGUGAUUUGCUUGAGAACAUUUGACUGCUCAUCUUAGUAGAAUAUUUUAAAUAGGGUUGCAGUAAUUGAGCUCUUGAACAUUUGCAGUAACCUCACUUUAUAUUGUUAAUCCCAAAAGCAAUACUUUAAGAUCCGCACCCAAGCCAUCCAGGCUCUGAAGGGCACAGCAGAGGACCCAUACCCUCACAAGUACAAUGUAGAUCUGUCGCUCACAGAGUUCAUUGAGAAGUACAACCACCUACAGCCUGGAGACCAGCUAACAGACAUUGUCCUCAGUGUAUCAGGUACUGACAACAACUGUUUUCAACUAUUGUGAUUUGGAAUAAUAUGAUGUUGUCAUUUGAUGGUCAAGCUGUAUUUUUGACAUAUGUGAAACUCUGUUGUUGGCAGGUCGUGUCCAUGCCAAGAGAGAGUCCGGGGCCAAGUUAAUCUUCUAUGACUUGCGAGGGGAAGGCGUCAAGCUGCAAGUUAUGGCAACCAACAGGUACAGAACAUGGCCCUUCCCAGAACUCCACUAUUCAUGGGGGCUCAAAUACCUCCCACAUGUAUAUUUUCUAACCCUGUCUGUCCAUGUUCCCUGUUAGGGGCUACAAGUCUGAGGAGGAGUUUGUGCGCAUCAACAACAAGCUGCGGCGUGGUGACAUCAUUGGUGUUCGUGGUAACCCGGGGAAGACCAAAAAGGGCGAGCUGAGCAUCAUUCCCAUAGAGAUGACCCUGCUUUCACCUUGCUUGCACAUGCUGCCCCACCUCCACUUUGGUCUCAAGGACAAGGUGAGCACCUUCACAAUCCUGUAGUGGAACAUACAGAAAACAUGUCAGGCUUUCAUAUGAAUGAGAGAUGAUAGAGUACACCUUUAAUUCAUGUAACCAGCAGAAGAAAUUGCCUUUUUUAGGGAUCCUCACCCUUUCUCUAACCCAUUGCCUCCAGGAAACACGAUUCCGCCAGCGAUACCUGGAUCUGAUUCUCAAUGACUCUGUGAGGCAGAAGUUUGUAACACGUGCCAAGAUCAUCACUUACCUCCGCAGCUUCCUGGACGGGAUGGGAUUCCUGGAGGUGAGGGAAAUGGCCAGUAGGGGGCACUUGUGUUUAACAAUUUUUUUAAAAGGAUGUCAGGGAAAUGAGGGAGUGUGGAGGAGUUCAGGUUAAGAGUUCAAGAGUGGUAAAGCUGUCUUCUCUUUGAUUUGGAAAGUACAUUUUAAAGGGUUAUUUUUCACAAACAGGGUUUUGGUGAUGAGUAACUGACUGUAAAACCACAACACACGUUUCUUACAGAUUGAGACGCCCAUGAUGAACCUGAUUCCUGGAGGGGCCGUGGCCAAACCCUUUGUGACCUACCAUAACGACCUAGACAUGAACCUUUACAUGAGGAUCGCUCCUGAGCUCUACCACAAGGUAACAUGUCCCCCGAGGAAGGACCAACAACGCAUUUAAAAAAAAAUAAACUCCAUGCUCAUAUUUCCGUGUCUUCUUUCCCCAGAUGCUUGUGGUCGGGGGGUUUGACAGAGUGUAUGAGGUUGGACGGCAGUUCAGAAACGAAGGCAUUGACCUCACCCACAAUCCAGAGUUCACCACCUGCGAAUUCUAUAUGGCCUAUGCAGAUUACUAUGACUUGAUGGAUAUCACAGAGAAGCUUCUCUCGGGUGAAUGAAGAGGGUGUUUCUACUUCAACAUUCUGGAAUGUGAAUAUAUAGUGUUACUCACAGUGACAUGUAGGUGUGUAGCUGCUAGGUUCCAUUACUAACUGGUCCGCUCUCUCUCUUCCCAUCAGGGAUGGUCAAGCACAUCACUGGAGGAUACAAAGUGAAGUAUCAUCCAGAGGGUCCAGAGGGCCAGACCUGUGAGAUUGACUUCACUCCUCCCUUCAGGAGGGUCAGCUUGACACACGACCUGGAGAAGGAGAUGGGCGUCAAGUUCCCAGCUGCUGACACCUACGACAGUGACGGUAAGAGAAUGAAUGCCGGUCAAUACAGUGCCACAGUUAUACCUCUAUAUAUUUAUAGAAUUUCCUAGGUUGUCUUACUGACCUGUCCCUCUCCACCCACCCCAGAGACCCGUAAAUUCUUUGAUGAACUGUGUGCCCAGAAAGGAGUGGAGUGCCCUCCUCCUAGAACCACUGCCCGCCUCCUUGACAAGGUGCCCAUUCUAAUCUACAUCAGGAAACUCCCCUCCUAUACCCCUUCCGUGUUGUUGACAUCAUGACUAAACUGAAGUUGAUGUUUAUCCCUGCAGUUGGUGGGAGAUUUCCUGGAAGUCACGUGUAUCAACCCCACGUUCAUCUGUGACCACCCACAGAUCAUGAGCCCCCUGGCCAAAUGGUGAGCUCUUCCUAUCCAUAUUACACUAAAAAACAAGCAACAAUGCUCUUAUGGACUGCAGGUUACCAUUUGAAACAGUCAACAUAGGUCUUGCAGUGCCCCCUGCUUGUCAAUGCAGAUGUCUCUAGCUGUGCUCUCCUUGAUCUCUCCCCAUACAGGCACCGGUCAGAGAAAGGCCUGACGGAGCGUUUUGAGCUGUUUGUAUUGAAGAAGGAGAUCUGUAAUGCCUACACUGAGUUGAACGACCCUAUCAGACAGAGGGAGCUCUUUGAGCAACAGGCUAAGGUCAGUGUGCCUUGGCGAGUCGACUGAGUAACGCUACAAACUAUGUAGUAGUAGGGGCCACUAAACUGACACAUUUCCCCCAAAUUCUUGCCUUACGUCAACUUAGUAACCAUUGGUGCUUCAUUUUCUUUGUGAUAUUUUCCUGUUUAUGAGUCACCACCCUGUAAAUCUUGAUGAGCUAUUUAGUUUUAGUACCGUCUGUUUCUCAUCUAGCUACUGUGUGUAUGUUUGUUUUAUUAGGCCAAGGCAGAGGGUGAUGACGAGAGUAUGUCCAUUGAUGAGACUUUCUGCACGGCACUAGAGUAUGGCCUGCCACCAACUGCUGGCUGGGGCAUGGGCAUUGACCGCCUUACCAUGUUCCUCACAGACUCCAACAACAUCAAGGUACAGUUAUAAUACAUACAGGCAGAGGCCAAUAUAGAGCCUGUGCAAUCUCUAAAGCCUGGUUCACACUGUAGGCCUUAAUGCUCAAAUCAAUGUAGUUUUUCAAGUUCUAUUUUUCAAGUGACCAAAUAGGAUUUGUGUGUGUUCAGACGGCAGUAAUUUGCUGUCAUGGCUAUGCUAGUUGCCAUAGUAAUGACUGAUGUGUGCGCAGUAGUGUAGGCUGAUUGGUGGUGGUGCUCCCUGCUUCCUAUCACUCAGAAGUUAUGUAGCCAGCUAAGGGACUACAAUGCCUGCCAUGGAUGUUUCCCAGUUGCUUUAAAUGUUCAAAGUCAUAGUGUAAGAACACUUACAAAGCCUCAAAGGAUAAGAUGAUGCAACUUUCAAAAGGAGUCCAUUUUGGCUAACCACAACAGUCUGCUAGCUAGGUAGCUGUUUAGUUUUCUAGCACAUUCAGUUAUUUGUUUGUAAACCAUUAACAAGCUAGUUAGCUACCACAUGUUCUUAUCAAACUGUCAACAGAGUAGCUAGCAAGCAACAAGAUAUGCCAAAUAAAUCUGAUUUGACCGUUCAUACACAAGUUGCAUGGCCAAGACUUAGAUUUGUAUGACCUACGAAGGUGGUUUGAAAUGUGGCUUGAAAUAUCCGAUUCCAUGUGCUUUUUGGCUGUUCAGACUGCAGGAAAAAGAACAGAUUUGAAAUGGAUUUGCAAAAAACAAAAAGGAUUUCAGGCUUUAGACAUGCAUGUUUAUUAUUAUGUGGUAUGGGACACUGUAUCGAUGAUUGUUUACACACAUGCACAUACACUACAAACUUGAAUACACUUCAGCAGGACUCUGUGUGUGUGAAACCACCUGAUGUUAAUUCUGUUUCACAGGAGGUGCUGUUCUUCCCUGCCAUGAAGCCUGAUGACAACAAGACAGCCCCUCUCACAGAGGGCACCUCUGUGUAGUAUUGUGACCUCGCCUGCUGGCAGAUCUCUGCAGGGGUUGGCAUGGUGAUGAAGCCUGGGGAAAUAAUCAGAUUGGUCUGUUGGUCUCACUGUGGGUCCCGGUGGCAUCGACUGUUUUCUAUUUUAUCAUAUGGUUUGAAUCUUGCAAUCUGCAUUAAGGGAAAUAAGUUAAUUUUAAAUUGUUUUUCCAUCAUUACAUAGUUGAAAACAUAAAUUGUGUGCUGUUGUUGCCUUGUAUUACCUUGCGCUUUGUCUCUUUUCUGUCUUCCCUCAGUGUGGUGGACAUCCAAGCCCAAAGUAAUGUCAGUGAAUAAGGGUUCUGGACAUGUUUGUUGUGUUCUGUUAUUGUAUGCCAUGCAGUCUGACUACUUUUUAAAAAAUGGUUCACCCACACAACUGCCAUUGGCACAAAAAUAAACUUAAUGACAAAAAUGUGA
Messenger RNA from Coregonus sp. 'balchen', 10709 nucleotides. The record is from the annotation of a GenBank genome assembly. NCBI's taxonomy places the organism in Eukaryota, Metazoa, Chordata, Actinopteri, Salmoniformes, Salmonidae.